Molecule: messenger RNA, 909 nt
Organism: Durusdinium trenchii
Lineage: Eukaryota; Dinophyceae; Suessiales; Symbiodiniaceae
Source: the annotation of a GenBank genome assembly
AUGGCCGAGCAAGUGAAGAAGCUCCAGGCCUGUCAAGCCUUGGCUCAGGGCAAGAAGCUGAAGAGCUUGCAUCAUAUCCAGCAAGCCUUGGAGCUGGCACAUGAGGCUGGACUCUCGCACAUGGAGAUGAAAGCCGCCAUGGACGCACAGAAAGAGAUCAAGAAGAUGGACGAGGCGGCGGAGAAGCUGGAAGAUGCCGUCGAGAAGAGAGAGUAUGAGAAGCUCAAGUGGGCGAUCAAGUGGGCUAAGGAUGCCAAGGUCGACGAGGAUGAUGCGGCUGAUGCAGAGGAGGUUCUACAAGAGGUGGAGAAACACAUGAAGCUCAUGUCCAAACUCCAGAAAGCUGAGGCAUCCGGCGACUUGGAGCUGCUGGUUGAGGCCUUGAAAGAAGCGGAAGGCUUUUUGGAGGAGGAGGAACUCGAGCCCUUCGAAGAGGCGCUGGUGGAAGGCCGUCAGGGCCGUGCCCGGGAAGCGCUUAAAGAGGCCAUGCAGAGUCGAUCGGUGCCUGCCUUAAAGGAAGCGCUUCGAUUGGCAGAGGCUGCUGAGCUGGAGGGCACAGAGGAGGUCUUGGCGAGCCACCGGGCCCUGGCGGAGAUGUCGCUGAUGCAGGCGUUGAAGGGCCAAGUGGCUUCGCAUACCCUGCGCAGUGCCAUCGAGGAAGCGGACGCAUGGGCGGCAGACUUUGAGGAGCUGGAAGGCGCGCGGCGGAAGCUGCAGGUGGAGGAGCACAAAGACGCUGCGAGGGCCAGGCUACAAGGAGCGUUGCGAAGCCGCGAGCCCAACGACCUGGCCCUGGCCAUCAGGGCGGGGCGAGAAGCAGCUUUGGAGGACUGGGAGAUGAGGGGGGCUGAGAAAGCUUUGGAUGCCAUCCGACAACAGGCCAUUGACGACCUGUGUGCAGCUCCUUAG